CUUGUCCUGCAGGAGAAGGCCCAGGGAAUCGUGCUGAAAGUCCUCACGUCUUUCAGGAGCAGCGAAAUAGAACAGGCCGUGAGCAUCCUUGACAGGAACGACAGCGACUUGUUAAUGAAGUACAUUUAUAAAGGCUUUGAGCAGCCAACAGAAAACAGCAGUGCAAUUCUGCUGCAGUGGCACGAGAAGGCAUUAGCAGUAGGCGGCCCAGGUUCCAUAGUAAGAGUUCUUACGUCAAGAAAGACUGUUUAAAAUGCUAUUAACUUGAACCAAGAUGACGAUCAGUUUUGGACCUAGAAGGAGGAAUUAGCUGGAGUGACACUGGUCCAUCAGUAGCGAGAUUGCUGUCUGCUGAAAUAGUGUGGAGACCUCUUCUUGGACUGCUUUUAGCUGCAAAGGUGGGGAAGAGGACACGUCAUUCCUGUAUGCACUCCGAUAAUCAUUACAGCAACCAAGACAUUUAUCCUGAUCCCCUCUUCUUUAAAAGGCAGAGAAAAGGUGAAUUCCUGCCAGCUAUUACUGUAGGUGAAGAGGUUCUUUCAGAUGCUGCUUUAUCAAAGUGCGGUGAUACAAGAUCUUGUGUGUACUGCUUAUUUAAGAGGUAGC
Messenger RNA from Nothoprocta perdicaria, 606 nucleotides. RefSeq names its product actin related protein 2/3 complex subunit 5 like (gene ARPC5L). The record is from RefSeq and is a predicted model, not a curated record. Lineage: Eukaryota; Metazoa; Chordata; Aves; Tinamiformes; Tinamidae. Gene Ontology annotation, molecular function: actin filament binding. The transcript is spliced from 2 exons. Gene Ontology annotation, cellular component: Arp2/3 protein complex; cytoplasm; actin cytoskeleton. The annotation marks the transcript as partial. Gene Ontology annotation, biological process: Arp2/3 complex-mediated actin nucleation; regulation of actin filament polymerization; cell migration.